AUGAGGAAUGGAUUGGUUCCGUAUGGCCCAUUCACGUUCAACGGGACGAAUUUCUUCGAAUGCUCCAGUUCUGUCUAUCUAGGUAGGAAAACCAACGUGAUGAACGAGUUCUCUCCAGAGUUAAACAGAAGGAAACGAACGGCUUGGGUAGCAUUCGAGAGCAACGAGGAUGUAGUGAAGAGGACAAAGAACACCCAGCUUCGUUCCUACCUUUUCGACUCAACGGUACUUUCUACCCUAACGUAUGCGUCAGAAACCUGGUCGCUGCGUAAACAGGAUGAAAAAUCACUCAGCUUUAUUGAACACGCAGUCGAAAGGACGACGCUAGUAUCCCGUUUCUCACAAGUAAAGGAUGGGAUCCGAAGCUCCGACCUGCGUCAACGAUCAAAAAUCAAGGAUGCCGUUCUGUACGCCAAACAGUUGAAGAUAAUGUGGAGCGGGCACGUAUUGCCUAUGAAUGACAACCGAUGGACAACAGCCGUUAGUGACUGGAUUUCUCGGGACCUCGGAAUAUCAAACGUACUGCAGGAAGAACACCAACCCAAUGGUCAGAGCUCUUCACGGAAAGCCUAG
Messenger RNA from Angiostrongylus costaricensis, 573 nucleotides. The record is from the annotation of a GenBank genome assembly. Lineage: Eukaryota; Metazoa; Nematoda; Chromadorea; Rhabditida; Metastrongylidae.